Molecule: messenger RNA, 1270 nt
Organism: Boeremia exigua
Lineage: Eukaryota; Fungi; Ascomycota; Dothideomycetes; Pleosporales; Didymellaceae
Exons: 3
Coding region: 65-1270 (401 amino acids)
Molecular function (GO): dioxygenase activity
Source: RefSeq, a predicted model, not a curated record
UCUCAACAUCAGCUUCAGCUUCUGUGCGAUAGUACCUCCUGAAUACUGCUUCCCUUACUUCAUCAUGGCUCCAGCCGCUAAAUUCAACCCUCCUGCAGCCGACCUGCCCGGCAAGCCAUCUGUUCCGGAAUGGAUCCCCCCGCCCGUCACACAGCAGAAGGAGAACUUCGCCGAGCUGACGUCCAUCGACUUGUCCUUGAUGGACUCGGACGAUCCGGCAGUGGUCGAUGAUCUCGUGCAGCAAGUGAAGCGGGCUAUCCGUGACGACGGCUUCCUUUUCCUAGAGAACUAUGGCGUUUCGCUAGAGCAGCUGCACCGACAAUUCGCCCUUGCUCAAUACCUGUACAAGAACAUUAGUGAAGAGGAUAGAGAACGUCUUCUCUUCAGCCCAGAGACAGGUGUAUGGUCUGGUUACAAGCAUCCAUAUGGCUUCAAGCGCCAUCGCGGACCUGCGGACGGUAUCGAGCAGUUCAAUUGGUACAAGCCUGACUGGCAAGAUCUUGAUCGCAUUCCGAAAUGCCUUCACCCCUUCAUGGACGAGAUCGAAGAGUUCUGCAACUACCUGACCAAGUCCGUCAACCGCCGCCUCCUCACACUCUUCUCGCGAGUGCUCGAAUUACCCGAUGACUACCUCUGGGACAACGUUCAGUCCCACGAUGGCCCGACCGGCGAGGGGUACUUCCGCCACGCACUCUUCCGCCCUGUGCAAAAGCAGACUCAAGAGGCAUCCAAGGGGCUACGCAUGCACGGACACACCGACUUCGGUCUCACAACACUUCUCUUUUCCGUUCCGAUCUCGUGUCUACAGAUCUGGGGCGAGGACGAGAAAUGGUACUACGUACCAUACAAGCCCGGCGCGCUGGUCAUCAACAUCGGCGACACACUGGAAAUCGUAUCGGGCGGGCACUUCAAGGCCACCCGACACCGGGUCUUCAAGCCGCCUGUCGACCAGCUCGACCAGGAGCGCCUCUCGCUGGUGCUGUUCAACAGCUCGCUCGGCGACAUGCGCAUGACACCCGCACAAGAAUCCCCACUCAUCCAGCGCGAAGGCUGCGUCGAAGACCAGGGCAUCUACAAGGAGUUCAAGAAGCGCACGCUGCAGGGCGAACUGGUCCCGACCAAUCGCCAGUGGCGCGAGAUCCAGAUCGCAAGCGCUACGGAUCCGACGGAUACGGUGCACAACCGCGUUGGCGUGCAUCAGGUCAUCAUCGAUGGGAAGCUCAUGCAUCAGCGAGAGUACAUGGGCGUCAAGGUUGUGCUGCCGGUGUAG